AUGACUGAUACUAUCAGUCCUUCCUGCUGGGCCUUGCUAGCCUUCUGCUCGUGCCGCAACUGCAGGUUGCUACAGGAUGCUGCCGAAAUUGCUUUUGCAAUAAGGCAUGGUUUCCUUCCUUGUCACAUUGUGCACUUUUCCCAAGUAUCAAUUUUAUUCAGUCUAAUUUUUUUUAAACAAUCGACAGCGGUGCAGACUCACGAGUGCCUGCGAACAUGCGAGUGGCCACCAAGGCCCAAGAUCUGCCGCUAUGACUUCACCAUUGAGUGGUUUCAUACCAUGUCAACCGACUGCAUGGACUGUCCUCACAACCAGACCCACUGCUCCCGUCCACAGUGUAUUCCCGCGGACGGAUUUCCACGGGCGAUAACGGUAGUCAACAAGAUGUUUCCCGGCCCCAGUAUUCAGGUUUGUGAACACGACACCAUUGAAGUGAAAGUCCAGAACAACCUAAUCAACGGCGAGAGUGUGGCUAUCCACUGGCACGGCAUCCACCAACGAGGAACGCCCCACAUGGACGGGGUCCCGUUGGUCACCCAGUGUCCCAUCCCCUACCGGUCCAGCUUCACCUACAAAUUCAAGGCAGAGUUGGCGGGGACUUUCUACUGGCACGCGCACGGGGUCCAGCGAGUUGACGGCGCCAGCGGCUUUCUGAUUGUCCGUCAGGCAGCCCCGAACGAGGUGCACAGCGGCAUGUACGACCAAGACCGACCGGACCAUCUUCUCAUCCUCCAGGAUUGGCUCGACGAGCUUUUCAUCGACCGUUACGCCAGGGUCUACCUCCGCGCUGACUACGCAAAACUGAGCUCGGAGUCUCUUCUGAUCAACGGAAGGGGAAGCUCCUUGGGAUUCCCGGUCGAAGCUUCCAACGACACCGUCUAUGUACCUCGGCACGUCUUUCACGUCCAGCAGGGACAGAGGUACCGUUUCCGCACUGUCAGCAAUAUCGUGAUGGAAUGCUUGCUGGAAGUCUCUGUCGACGGCCACAAUCUCACAAUCAUCGCCAGCGACGGCGCACCUGUGGAACCGCUGGAGGUGGGCUCCGUGGGCCUGACAAGCGGCGAACGGUACGACUUUGUCCUGGACGCCAAACGGGAGGUCGGCAAGUACUGGCUGAGAGUCAAGGGACGGAGUGCCUGUAAGCACCUAGAGGAAUUGGCACUCGUGGUCUACGAUGGGGCGGAGGGUCAUCCCGAUCCGCCGGAAGAAAGACCCCAACCAUCGGGGGUUCAGCUCAAUCCCUUUAACACAAAGAGCUCCAAUUCUGUCGUGAACGUCCAUGAGCUGAGUUCAGCCGAAACGACAAUUUCCUGGUCAUUUUCAGGAGGCGAGGACGCGAUUGGCAAUGCCGAUGUGGUCCACUACAUAGGACUGGAUUUCAAGGAGGUGAACAACCCCAACUACAACAAUCCCAUCUACAACCCGGCCUACGGCGCUCCGGGGGACCCAUCCGUCUUCACUGGUAUACCGACCCCGCAGAUCAACCGCGUCACUUUCAGGCCCCCCGUGGUUCCGCUCCUCACCCAGUCUCGCGAGAUCUCCGAAUUCGAAAUCUGCACCUUCGAGAGUACUCGGGCUAUGCAGGAUCACUGCAAGGAGCAAUUCUGCGAAUGUACGCAUGUCCUUGAGGUGGACCUAGGACAGGUGGUCGAGCUUGUCUUGGUAGACGAGGGGUUGUUUGAGAACAACCAUCCCAUGCACAUCCACGGCUACAACUUCCAUGUCCUGGCCCGCGGCAAGAUUGGCGAGAGCACGACAGUGGAAGAGGUGAUCCGUCUCGAUCAAGCAGGGAACAUCACUCGGCGAACGCAGCGAGCGCCGGUGAAGGAUACCGUACCGGUACCAGACGGGGGUUACGUCGUGAUUCGCUUCUUGGCAGACAACCCGGGCUGGUGGCUCUUCCACUGCCAUGUGGAAAUCCACUUUUUGGUAACAAGAAACUUAACAGUGCAGUGUGCCACCAAGAGUUUGCCAGGAGAGUUGAUUUUUCCCAGUGCCUUGUGGGAGAUGGUCGACAAAUUCUCAGCGCGGGAAUCUGGCAUGUCCCUUGUCAUCCACGUGGGAUCAGACGAUGAUCUCCCUCCCCUGCCAAACGAUCUACCUCGCUGUGGUGGAGACUGGUACCCAAAAGAGGAGCAGCCCGAAGUGCGACCUCCAGCGAUAACACCCGAAAAUGGAGCUGGUACCCCUCAAGGCGGGUUGCUGACAUCACUUGCUGGUAUCGUUGCACUGGUACUCGGUCAGUUGUGCCUUUACCGUUGAAGGCCAUGCCAGGGCCCCAAGUUGAUUGCUCACAUAUGGGCUAAUAAAAAAAAACAGGAGAAAAACCAGAGAGAAAGCAUAACAAGCAAUGUAAAUUGUAUGACAUUUUGGCAAGUGACCAUAUACGUUCUUUUUACUAAGAAUAAUACUCUGUACUUGUCCUGUACAAAGAAACUUGCCUCGAUUCAUGCAAGCCAGGGGCGGAUAUAGCUUUCAGGAAACGGGGGUAAUAUGCUUCUGGGAAAAGUUUGAAAUCUGUAAUGCUUUGUUCUCCAUUGUAAGGCUAUUUGAGAAUAAAAUUAAGAACUCAAGCAUUUCAUUUAUUAACGUUGGCCCCAUUUACUAGUACAAAAUAUAUCAUAACAUUAGUCAACCUUCUGAACGGUUGGCGCACCCCCAAAUCCGCCACUGCACUAGUAAAAUUGUAAACAAUGAUAUCUUAAAUAUAGUUUCCAUGGGGCCUACAAUGCAUUUUUGUUAAUUAAAAUUGUCCACCUCAUAGCGACACCAUGUUUAUAUUCCGAGAUUUUUACAAUUUUGCAGUACUUAAAAUGGUUAGCCUUUCUGUAGUCAUUUAGAUUAGCUUUCAGUAUAUAAUCAAGUCAAUUUGAAACAUACAUUACAUAAUUGUCACAAUUUUGUUCAAUUUAAUGUCUGUUAAAUUUGGGGAAUAAAAAUACUUCAAAACCUGCGGUUAGAUUACAUAAUUUACGAAGUAAGGUGGUUGUCAGGGAUCCAAUGGUCUACACAACUUGGAAUGAAAAAAAAAAAAAGCUGUGCAAUUAAUCCCAACGUUCAAUUCAUUAUGUAUUGAACCAAGAAAACCGUCAACUCGGAGGAAGUUUUUGAUGAAAAGAAGAUGGGAGUUCAGGGAAAAGAACCUGUUUUUUAUUAUCAAGUGAUUUAUUGUUCAGAACCAAGGUGAAAGUUUACCCACGACGCCUUUCAGCCUUCAUUCCCAUGGGUUAUAUUCAGAAUCUUUUCCCCCUAUUUUAGUUUCUUCUUUGCCCGGGGAAAAUGAUUUCUUUAUCUUAAUUCGCAUAUUGGUAAUGAGUAGUUUACAUUCUAAUUAUUUGUCUGGUCGUAGGGAAUUAAAGAGUUGGCGGGUGUUUAUUUUGAGAAAAAAAAUAAUAAAUCGAAAUACUAUACUCUUUAAGGUAUAAUAAAACAUUUGCGAACAUAUCAAGAAACAAAACUACCAAAUUAUUAUGAAAUACCUUACUAUACUGCAAGUGAAAAAUCACGGCACCUGAUGUGCUGUCAUUUUCAAGGUUCCCUGACCCGGCAAUUCCACGAUAUGUCUAUACAUUUCUGAAGUAGGAUCAGGGAACCAGACUACAAGAACAGCACUUUUUACGUGGUUUUUCAAGCAUUUAUGAACACAACAGGUCAGUGUAGCAACAAUAGGUAUAAACUAUACCAACCCCCAAAUCCGUCCAGUUCUGAAAAUUACAGCAAAAGCAAAUGUUAUUACAUUUAAGCUACUAUAAGAACACAUGGAGACAUACCCUCUUGGCUCGGCUCAAUAUAUCAAGAUCCAUUUCAUGUCCGCCUUGCACUGACAACAAGCGAUCCCAAUCAGAAUGCUAGUAGACAACUACACGUACCACGUGCGCUGCCAAGGACUCGUUGAACCGCAUGCCAAAAUGUGUGGCAACUUUAUACAACAAUGAAAACCUGGCACGCCCGCCACGAGCCCAAAUGUAUAACAAUGUAUACAAUGUAUACAUGUAAUAAAUAUUUGAUGUAAAGUCACACAGAUGCGGCGCGCUUUCCGACACAACUAGCAAGGAAUGACCACAAAUAACUUACUACUCUAGGGGAGGUGACAUUUCAGAGAUCCGAUGAGGUCCGGACAUUCAACAGUAUCGGUGCCAGUGAAUACAUUUUAGUUGUUGGGAUGUUGGAAAUAUACCUCAAA
This is a messenger RNA of Patiria miniata (bat star), 4183 nucleotides long. Its product is annotated as laccase-like. Bases 1 to 2262 code for a protein of 753 amino acids. Gene Ontology annotation, biological process: iron ion transport. Gene Ontology annotation, cellular component: plasma membrane. The record is from RefSeq and is a predicted model, not a curated record. Lineage: Eukaryota; Metazoa; Echinodermata; Asteroidea; Valvatida; Asterinidae. The transcript is spliced from 8 exons. Gene Ontology annotation, molecular function: copper ion binding; oxidoreductase activity.